UUUUUACUCUUUCCUCUUCCAGGGCUUCGCAACAAAACGUUAAGGCUGGAAAACCUAAAAUCACAACAAAACCCUAAUUUUCAAAUCCAAUUCUUUUCAUGUCCCGUCAAUUUCUCUUCCAUCAAACAUAGAUCCUGACCCGAAUCCCUAAUGGGUCGACCCGAGCCUUGUGUCUUGUUCGCUCAGACCUUCGUUCACCCCCAACUCGACGAGUACGUUGACGAGGUGUUGUUUGCGGAGCCAAUUGUUAUAACUGCGUGUGAGUUUCUUGAGCAAAAUGCGUCUUCGGCUUCUCAAUCAGUGACGCUUGUUGGGGCCACUUCGCCACCUUCAUUUGCUUUGGAAGUUUUUGUUCAGUGUGAGGGAGAGACAAGAUUCAGGCGCCUUUGUCAGCCUUUUCUGUAUUCACAUUCUUCAUCCAAUGUGUUAGAAGUGGAGGCUGUUGUAACAAAUCAUCUUGUUGUAAGGGGCAGCUAUCGCAGUCUAAGCUUGAUCAUAUAUGGAAACACAGCUGAGGAUUUGGGACAGUUCAAUAUUGACUUUGAUGAUAGCUCUUUGACCGAUCUCGUUACUUCUGCUGAAGGAAAGCUUGAAGACCUUCCUCUUGCACUACAUUCAAUUAAUCGUACAAUUGAGGAGUCAAUUUCCUCUCUGAAUAAAUUGUCGUUUCCAGUUACUGCCUCUGACAUCUCUGUUGAGGUGAAGAAUUUGUUACAUUUGAUGUUGAAGGUUUUUGAGAUGUCAAGCUCGGAGUCUUCUGUGGAUAAAGUUCUAAGUGUGGUGAGCUUGGCAUCUUCUUCUUACUUCUCUCACUUGUGUGACACAAUCAAUCCGAAACAUCUAACUACGGGCAUCUAUAAAGAUUGUGAAGGUGAUUGGCACCAUGUUAUUAGUAAGGCUAGAAAAGAGCUUCUUGAACUCUAUGAAAGCCUUCAACAUGUUUCAGGGAAUUCAUCGGCUAAACAAUUAGCAGAGAGCAAUUUUUAUGAGACUGAGGUUGGUGUAGCUUCCUCCAAACAGUUGGUGGACAUGUUAAGCCAGUACUUUAACUUUUAUGGGAGCACCUUAACUAUUGGACAUUACACACUUUCACAGAGUAGUACUGUCAUUCUGGGACUUAGUGUGGCUCUUUUGCUGUGCUCUGGUAGAGAAAGCUGCUUUCACUUUGUUAACAGCAGGGGAAUGGACCAGCUUGCAUAUGUUUUUAGUCAUGACAUGGUGAAUUCUACCACUAUUAGGUUGCUUCUACUUGGAGUCAUUGAGCAGGCUACACGGCAUUCUGUUGGGUGUGAAGGUUUUUUAGGGUGGUGGCCUCGAGAAGAUGAGAAUAUCCCAUCUGGCAUUAGUGAAGGUUACAGCAGAUUGUUGAAUUUAUUACUGCAGAAACCACGCCAUGAUGUGGCUUCUCUUGCAACUUUUGUCCUUCAUCGCUUACGAUUUUAUGAAGUAGCUUCACGUUAUGAAAGUGCAGUUCUGUCCAUAUUGGGAGGUCUAUCCACUGCCAGCAAGGUUACAACUGACAUUUCAAACAUGCUUAUAAUUGCCAAGUCACAACUCAAAAAGCUUUUGAAAAUGAUAAAUGCACGUGGUCCAAUUGAAGAUCCUUCUCCGGUGUCUUGUGCAAGUAGAUCAUUGGUUCUUGCUCAGACAGAAGGAUUGUUAUCAUAUAAAGCAACCAGUAGCUUCAUUGCUUCAUCAAAUUGUUGCUUUUCAAAUGUGGAUAUUGACUGGCAUUUGCUGGGCCUUCUUAAGGAGAGGGGCUUUCUUCCGUUAUCGGCUGCAAUGUUGUCAUCCUCAAUAUUGCGUUCAGAUGUGGGAGAAGCUAUGGAUAUAUAUUUGGAUAUUGCCUCCUCUAUUGGGGCCUUAAUUCUUUCGUUUCUUUUUUGUCGCUCAGGGUUGAUAUUUCUACUACAUCAUUCUGAACUCUCUGCUACACUAAUUCGUGCUCUGAGGGGGGUUGUUGAUAUUAAUAAGGAAGAGUGUAUUCCUCUUCGGUAUGCCUCUAUAUUGAUGUCAAAGGGUUUUGCUUGUGGUCCACAGGAAGUUGCAACCAUAGUAGAGAUGCAUCUGAGGGUGGCUAAUGCCAUAGAUCGUUUGCUUGCAUCAAAUCCACACUCAGAAGAAUUUUUAUGGGUGUUGUGGGAACUAUGUGGCCUGUCAAGGUCUGAUUGUGGACGCCAAGCUCUGCUGGCUCUGGGUUUUUUCCCUGAGGCUGUUUCAGUAUUGAUUGAAGCUUUGCAUUCUGCCAAGGAAUUGGAGCCAGUAAAUAAAAAUAGUGGAGCUUCACCUCUUAAUCUUGCCAUUUUGCACUCUGCUGCUGAGAUUUUUGAAGUCCUUGUCACUGAUUCAAGUGCAUUUUCUCUGGGUUCUUGGAUCAGACAUGCUAGGGAACUUCACAAGGCUCUACAUUCUUCUUCUCCAGGGUCUAAUAAGAAAGAUGCUCCCACACGUCUAUUGGAAUGGAUAGAUGCUGGUUUAGUUUACCACAAAAAUGGAGUUAUUGGUCUUCUACGUUAUGCUGCUGUUUUAGCCUCUGGGGGAGAUGCUCACUUGACCUCAACCAGCAUUUUAGUAUCAGAUAUGAUGGAUGUUGAAAAUGGCACUGGAGAAGCUUCCAGUGGCUCUGAUUUUAAUGUUAUGGAGAAUCUAGUUAAAAUUAUUACUGAAAAGUCCUUUGAUGGCGUAACCCUUCAAGACUCUUCAAUAGCACAGCUGACAACAGCACUUCGAAUUAUGGCUUUUGUUUCAGAAAACUCAACUGUUGCUGCUUCCCUCUAUGCUGAAGGUGCCAUAAUGGUUAUCUAUGCAAUUCUAGUUAAUUGCAGGUUCAUGCUUGAGAGAUCUUCAAACAGUUAUGAUUAUCUUGUUGAUGAUGUUACAGAAUGCAAUUCUUCAUCUGAUUUACUAUUGGAACGGAAUCGUGAACAGAGUUUAGUUGAACUUUUGGUUCCUUCUUUGGUAUUACUAAUUACCAUUCUGCAAAAAUUACAGGAAGGUAAUGAGCAGCAUAAGAAUACCAAAUUAAUGAAUGCCCUUCUGCGCUUGCAUCGAGAAGUGAGCCCAAAGCUAGCUGCAUGUGCUGCAGACUUAUCCUCAUCUUAUCCUAAUUCAGCCCUUGGGUUUGGAGCAGUCUGCCAUCUUAUUGUGUCAGCUCUUGCUUUUUGGCCAAUUUACGGCUGGACUCCUGGCCUUUUUCACUCCCUUCUUGCUAGUGUUCAAAUGACUUCAAUUCUGGCUUUGGGUCCAAAGGAGACCUGUAGUUUGCUGUGUCUUCUGAAUGAUUUGUUUCCUGAAGAAGGUGUCUGGCAUUGGAGAAAUGGAAUGCCCUUGUUGAGUGCCCUUAGAACAAUAGCUGUUGGGUCGUUGUUGGGGCCUCAGAAAGAGGGACAGGUUGAUUGGUAUCUAGAGUCUGGACACAUUGAAAAGCUGCUUAGCCAAUUGAGGCCACAUCUUGACAAAAUUGCACAGAUAAUCCAACAUUAUGCUAUUUCUGCAUUGAUAGUCAUACAAGACAUGCUUCGAGUUCUUAUAAUACGCAUUGCUUGCCUAAGACCUGAAAAUGCUUCUGUACUUCUACGGCCGAUAUUGUCAUGGGUUCGUAGUCAUGUUUCUGACUCAUCUUAUCCAUCAGAGAUGGAUGUGUACAAGGUGCACCGAUUUCUUGAUUUUCUUGCUUGCUUGUUGGAGCAUCCAUGCGCUAAGGCACUAUUUUUGAAGGAGGGUGGUCCUGAAAUUCUAAGAGAAGCACUGGAGAAGUGUCUUGAUGCCAGUGAGGCAGAUGGAAAGCAAAUUUCAGAUCAAGGAAAUUCUGCUAAAAGUGGUUUUACCUUGAUUGGUUGGUGCCUCCCUGUAUUCAGGUCUAUCUCACUACUUUGUAGUUCUCGAACACCUCUACAAUACUCUGCAAGACAUGAUUUGUACAAGUUUGAGGAUUUGAGUUCUGAAGAUUGUUUGUUGAUUGCCCCAUACAUCCUUAAGUUUUGUCAGGUCCUACCAGUUGGAAAAGAAUUAGUGUUUUGUCUUACAGCUUUCAAGGAAUUAGUUUCUUGCAAUGGAGGUCAAAAGGCUUUGGUUUCUGCCGUAUGUAAUACUCGCUCAGGUCUUGAAGAAUUUGAUUCAGGGGGAAUACAUGAAAGAAAUGGGAACCUUAGUCUUAAUGAGUUUGAUUGGAGAAAGAAUCCUCCUUUAUUAUGUUGCUGGACAAAGUUGUUAGAGUCAAUUGAUUCAAAAGAUAGCUUGUCAACUUAUGCAAUUGAAGCCAUCAGUGCUCUGUCUUUAGGUUCUUUGCACUUUUGCAUGGAUGGAAAAAGUUUGAACCUGGAUGCUGUUGUCUCAUUGAAAUAUCUUUUUGGGCUUCCUGAUGAUGAGAAGAGUGGGACUGAGGGCUUUUCAGAGGAGAACAUAAAUUACAUACAGAGAUUGUCUGUAGUUUUGAAUUCAAAUAUCAAUGAUGAAAAUGACUUUUCAGCUGCCCCUGAUAUACACACCACUUUGUCUCAGGUUUCGGAGUUUGUGAAGGCACUGUUGUUAUUGUUGCAAAAUCCUGCUGGUUCAGUUAAGGCAGAUGAUGUCAUCUUCACUGAAGGAAUGCUUUCAUCACCAAAUGAUGGUCUAUUUCCUUUAAAUAUGCAUCAGAUGGCAGAUGAUGGCACUGAGAACCCUUAUGAUAAUCUUUACUUGGUAGGACUUGAAGACAAGUUCUCAUGGGAUUGUCCAGAAACAUUACCUGAGAGAUUGUCACAAACAACUCUUCCUGCUAAAAGGAAAAUGCCUCCAGUGGAAGGUUUGAGUAGGCGUGCUAGGGGAGAAAAUUCACCGGCUGAAACAACCCAGAAUACAUUUUCACGUGGAGUGGGUCCAUCUACAACAUCUUCUGGUCCUACUCGGAGGGAUACCUUUCGGCAGCGCAAACCAAACACCAGCAGGGCCCCAUCUUUGCAUGUGGAUGACUACAUUGCGAAAGAAAGGGGGAGUGAUGGUGUCACAAAUUCUAAUGUUAUUGUAGCUCAGAGAGUGGGAUCUGCUGGUGGACGUGCUCCAUCAGUGCAUGUCGAUGAAUUUAUGGCUAGAGAAAGGGAGCGCCAGAAACGCAUUGUAACAGUGGUUGGGGAGGCAGCUGCACAAGUCAAGAUUGCAGCUCCUGCAAGUGACACCCAGAAAGAAAAAGUUGACAAAUCUAAGCAGUUGAAACCAGUUCUUGAUGAUGAUCUUCAUGGAAUUGAUAUUGUCUUUGAUGACGAGGAAUCUGAACCUGAUGAUAAAUUACCAUUCCCCCAGCUAGAUGAUAAUCUACAGCAGCCUGCCUCUGUCAUAGUUGAGCAAAAUUCUCCACGUUCAAUAGUUGAAGAGACAGAGAGUGAUGUCAAUGAAAAUAGUCAAUUUUCUCAUAUGGGUACACCAUUAGCAUCUAAUGCAGAUGAAAACACCCAGAGUGAAUUUUCUUCUAGGAUGUCAGUCUCACGCCCUGAACUGCCAUUGACUCGGGAACCAAGUGUUUCUUCGGAUAAGAAAUAUUUUGAUCAACCUGAUGACUCAAAGAAUGUUAUUACCAUUAAGACCUCUACUAGUUUUGAUUCUGGGACAGCAGCAAAUAGUUCGGGGUUUCCUGCCUCUCUCUACAAUAGUGCACCUCUAACAUCCAUGCCACUUGAUUCAAGGAUAAAUUCACAAAAUUUCUAUCGAAAGAACAGUCCCCAGCAUGCUGGUAAUAUUCCAGUGGGCACUGGAUCUCGAGGAAUAUAUGACCAGAAAGUUAUGCUGAAUCAACCACCUUUGCCUCCAAUGCCACCUCCACAAUCAGUUAGUCCUGUAGUAUCUCAGGCUUCUGAUUCUAUCCCAAGUCAGUCUUCCCCAUUUGUAAACUCUAUGCCAGAAUCACAGCUACCAGUGCCUACAGCAUUCCAAGUUCAGCCAGAGUAUCUAUCAGGAUUUAGUGGCAGUUCUGCACCUUUAUCAACUACCCAUACUGGUGGAUCUGCUAGGCCUCCACUUCCACCAACACCACCUCCAUUUUCAUCUAGCCCUUACAAUUUACCAUCAUUAAAAUCUUCUACUCCUCAGAUGUCCAUAUACAAUCAGACAGGUGUCGGAAUGACUGACCUUCCCCAGGGCCAGAGCUCUGUCUCUCCUAUAAUUGAUGCUCGGUUAGGCAGCAUUUCUGCAUCAGCUGCUGGACUAAGUUCUUAUGCACCACCUCCACUCAUGUCACCCUUGGUCUUCAGUAGGCCUGCUUCAGUACCUGCAACUCUAUAUGGAAACUCUCCAGCUCAGCAGCAUGGUGACAACCCGCAAAAUAUCAUGCAGAAUCUCUCCAUACCCCACCCUUCCAUUCAGUCAAUGCAUACCCUGCCACAGUUACAGCCAUUGCAGCCCCCACAGGUUCCACGUCCUCAACAACCACCUCAGCAUCUUAGACCACCAAUGCAAGUCUCACAAUCAUUGGAUCAAGGCAUGUCUCUGCAGAGCCCUGUACAAAUGCAAGGCCUUCCUUUACAGAUGCUGCAACCGCCACAAGUUUCUCCAAUGCAUUCUUAUUAUCAGUCCCAACAGCAAGAUUUAACAGCAGUACAGCAACUGCAAGUUGAACAUGCCCAAUCACAAGUUUUACAUCAGCAAGGGGAUACUACAUCCCAGCUGCAACAAGAUUCAGGAAUGUCAUUACAGGAGUAUUUCAAGUCCCCAGAAGCUAUUCAGUCAUUGUUGAGUGAUCGGGAUAAACUUUGCCAGCUUUUGGAGCAGCAUCCGAAAUUAAUGCAAAUGCUUCAGGAAAGGCUGGGACAGCUAUAGCAGACAUGAUAUCAAAGCUCUUACUUUUUACAUUGGAGGAUGCUUUAAACCUGUUAACUCUAUGUAGUGCUGCAAGUCAAGGUUCCCUCCAAGUCCAUUAUUUUGUGUCAUGCAUGACACCGCAGCCUUCCCUUAAGCCAAUCUUUUUCUGCCCACAAACAAUUUUGUAUUAUCUAUGUACUAUAUAUAUCAAUGUACAUUUCUUCAUUA
Mangifera indica (mango) is the source of this 6996-nucleotide messenger RNA. Its product is annotated as protein virilizer homolog. The transcript has 28 exons. Gene Ontology annotation, molecular function: RNA binding. Gene Ontology annotation, cellular component: RNA N6-methyladenosine methyltransferase complex. The record is from RefSeq and is a predicted model, not a curated record. Bases 151 to 6786 code for a protein of 2211 amino acids. NCBI's taxonomy places the organism in Eukaryota, Viridiplantae, Streptophyta, Magnoliopsida, Sapindales, Anacardiaceae.